UUAUUUGCCCCAUUCCUCUCUCUCUGUGUGUGUUUACUUCCAUCUUCUCUUUCACUCCAACAUCAAAAUCAAAAUCAAAAUCCCCAAAUUCUCUAUAAACCCUAGAUUGGAAUCCACAUCGCGCAACCAACAAUUUCCUUGCUUCGUGUCGGUGCUUCUUCUCCAUGCGUCUUCUUCGGGGAAAUUGUUGAUUUUCAGGGUGCUGUGUCGUGUUCCAUUUGUUGAAUCAAGGUUUCUGGUUGAAUCUUUGUGGGUUUCUUGAGUAUGCAUAGAUCUGGAGCUACGAUGGCUUGGAACGUGUUCAAGUUCUGCACUGCUCUGCGAGGACUGGGCUCGAUCAUGAUCCUAUUGGUCCUUGGUGUCGUUGGUGUUACCUACUAUGCUGUUGUUGUCACCAAUUACGUCCCUGCUUUGUAUGCUGGAGGGCUUGAUUUUCUUAUUUCCAUGCUGGUGUUGAUCUUGUUUCAUGCUUUGUUGGUUAUGCUAUUGUGGAGUUACUUUUCUGUUGUAUUUAUUGAUCCGGGAAGUGUACCACCAAACUGGAGGCCUAAAGUUGAUGAAGAAAGAGGAGAGGCUGACCCAUUAGUUGGGUCAGAAUUUAGUAAUGUGCAGAGUGAUUCGUUAAAUGAACGGACACGGUAUUGCCGGAAAUGCACCCAGCUUAAGCCACCUCGAUGCCAUCAUUGUUCAGUUUGUGGGCGUUGUGUGCUAAAGAUGGACCACCACUGCGUGUGGGUUGUUAACUGUGUUGGAGCGCUAAAUUACAAGUAUUUUCUUCUUUUCUUGUUCUACACCUUCCUUGAGACAACUCUUGUGACUGCAUCCUUACUGCCACAUUUCAUAGCGUUUUUUAGUGAUGGAGAAAUUCCUGGAACGCCUGGAUCUCUUGCUACAACUUUUCUUGCUUUUGUUUUGAACCUGGCUUUUGCAUUGAGUGUCUUGGGAUUUCUUAUUAUGCACAUAUCAUUGGUGGCUGGUAAUACGACCACUAUUGAGGCAUAUGAGAAGAAAACUACUCCAAAAUGGCGGUAUGAUCUUGGUCGUCGAAAAAAUUUUGAACAGGUUUUUGGGAUGGACAAGAAAUACUGGUUCAUCCCUGCAUAUUCAGAAGAAGACAUACGAAGGAUGCCAGCUCUACAAGGUCUCGAGUAUCCAUCAAAACCCGACUUCGAUUCCCAGUAGUCCUAAAGGCCAGUAUAUACACUUCAUGUAACAAAAGACAUGCAGACUCCAGAACCCUCUAAAUUCACACUCUAACAAAAUCUAUCGUGUAAGUAAAAUCCAGGCUCCUAGCAAUUCAUCUGCUGCACAGACACAUGGUGUGAUUUAAAAAAAAAUGUUUUGUGAAGGUGUCUGUGCCAAGUUGAAAGGAAAGGAGCAAUGAGGGGGAAGGAACAUAUGGACGGGUUGUGUUUGUCUUUGAGUUCCAGAUAACGUCAGGAACUUUUCCUCAAGCAAUGCAAUUCUCUUAAUUUCUUCCAUUCAAUUUUUAGUAUACUAGCAGUUAAGUGCUGGAAUUGAUUCUCUACUCGGUACUUCUUGUUGAUCAGCCUCUUUGAACUUUAUUAAUUUCAUUGAGAUAGUCCUUGAAUUUAUUUUUAAAAUUCUGUUAAGUCAGUUCUUUUUCUUUUUGUUUCUAGUUCCUAGAAUGGACAAAGUUCUUAGUUCUGUAAAUUCUAUUACUGGUUUUUGUGUUUUAUGUAUUUGGCUCCUCUAAAACGGUGUGUAUCUUAGAAAAUAAGGUGUGAAAUUAUUUUAGAAAUUAUAAUCCUUGGUUGAAAAAUUAAUGGAUGAAUGUUUGACAA
Lotus japonicus is the source of this 1805-nucleotide messenger RNA. Its product is annotated as probable protein S-acyltransferase 14. Gene Ontology annotation, molecular function: protein-cysteine S-palmitoyltransferase activity. Bases 265 to 1182 code for a protein of 305 amino acids. Gene Ontology annotation, biological process: peptidyl-L-cysteine S-palmitoylation; protein targeting to membrane. The transcript has 7 exons. The record is from RefSeq and is a predicted model, not a curated record. NCBI's taxonomy places the organism in Eukaryota, Viridiplantae, Streptophyta, Magnoliopsida, Fabales, Fabaceae. Gene Ontology annotation, cellular component: endoplasmic reticulum; Golgi apparatus.